Ruditapes philippinarum (Manila clam) is the source of this 5096-nucleotide messenger RNA. RefSeq lists its product as uncharacterized. Lineage: Eukaryota; Metazoa; Mollusca; Bivalvia; Venerida; Veneridae. The transcript is spliced from 4 exons. Gene Ontology annotation, molecular function: ubiquitin-protein transferase activity; zinc ion binding. Gene Ontology annotation, biological process: positive regulation of DNA-templated transcription. Gene Ontology annotation, cellular component: chromatin; nucleoplasm. The coding region runs from base 1642 to 3324 and encodes 560 amino acids. The record is from RefSeq and is a predicted model, not a curated record.
AUGAUUGUAAAUGAUCCACCGCCGAAAUAUAAAGAAUAUUAAUAAAGAUAACUCAUAAGACAUUAAUUAAUUGUUGAUGCACUUGUUAUCUACCUGUAUAUGUAAUCAGUACUAUCUUUAAGAUUUAAAUCUCGCGCCAUGUACGUUUGACAUUAUAGGUAAUGAUAUUUUUAAUCUACUGAUAUGGUGUAUCAUUAGAUAAAACACGUCCAUUCAACUCGUAUGAUUUCAUAAGUGUAUGAACUUUUGGAUCAACAGAAUGGCUGCUAAAGUGAAGGAAGUAUCAAAGUUUUCAGAAGAUGCUAUUUUGAUUGCAGUAAAUAGCUUGCCAAGUGAGCAAAAAGAAGCAUUUGUAACAGGAUUGAACACAAUCCACGAGACUCUGGGGAUCAAACAACCAAAACAAAAACGUGAAAAAAGGAAAGUUACUGAUGAUGAGAUUUUCACCCAAAAACUUCUGCCUCAAAUACAAAAGAAAGUAGCAAUGAUCGAAGCCGGGGAAAUGGAUCAACAACUUGAACUGUCAACCAACUUUGACAUCGACACAAGAUUCGAUACCUUUAGUAUCUCGGAUUUGAAGAAAAUACACUUAAAAAUAGUUGCUCAUGAGGAAAAUUUCAAAGAUGUAACACUUCUUUUGCAAUAUUUUCGAGGACAAUUAUAUCUAACCCUGAAUAGAAAGAUAAGAAAGGAGAAUCUUCAGUGGAAGAAAUUUGUGGAACAGGAUAUGAGUUGUUCCUAUAUGACGGUGCUGCGGUACAUGACUCUGGCAAGCGUUAUUUCCUCUUAUCCGCGUCUACUCUUGUGCAGUCUUACAUUUGCACAAAUCCUUAAACACAGAGAACGACUUUGCAAGUUCCUUGAAAGUGAGACAGGGAUUCCGUUACAAGACCAACUUUCAAUGUCAUUUGACAUAAGCGUACAAGGAACAAUAAGACACAUCGGAUGUAACAGCGUUCCAAUGCCACCAAAACAAAAGUAUGAUUUUAAUCCAGACUGGGAACAUAAAGAGGAGACACCAAAUAUUAAAACAGAACAAUGGAUCGAGUCUGUCGGGGCUAUGGGAACGGAUCAGACAGACAACGAAGUUGAGGAGAUGGAAAACUAUAUAAGGGAUUUUAGAGUAGAAGAAGACAGUGAUACGGAGGUGGAAGUUUAAAUUACUUAUAAAACAUGUGACAAUGUUAAUACAUGUUCAUAGCUUACACUUACAAUUUAAAUAUCCCGCCAAAAGUAACACGCGUGUGACUUUUAUCAUUUAUCUAAUUGGGAAGUGGUACUGACAGUUUAUCUUAAUGUAACAAGACACAGAGUGGUACAUGACGAGUUGCUUUAUCUGUGUAAACCAAAUUUGUGAAUGUGUAAAGAUACCCUAGUUUAAAUAAACCUACAUGUAUUAUUAAUAGUUAUUUUUGCGUCGGAUUUCUAAAAUAUAUGUGUUUACACAACCUCUCGGAUACUACGAUAUAUAUAUAUAUAUCGCAGUAUUGUCUGAGGGAUAUUUCAGUUUUUGCUGUUUAAACGAUUUUUUGUUGUCUGUGCUCCUUUUGGAGCCUAAAAAUGAGUUAUAUCGUAGAACCCCCAUAUAUCAUAUAUAUCAUAUAACGAUAACAUAAAUGUUGAUACGAAAGAAGGCAAAGAAUGGCAGAAAGGAGCAAUUUUCAAUCGUUAAAAGACGGUUCUGAUGCAGAUUUUGAAUUUACGUGUACACCUUGCAGCAAAGACAAUAUUAGAGAAGAGGCUGAUAAGUAUUGUCCCGAAUGUCACGAGUAUUUGUGUAUGGCAUGUACAAGAUACCAUGGCCGACUUUAUGCUACACAACAUCAUAAACUGUUGGAUAAAAAUGACGCCAAUCGAGUCUUACAUAUUGCUAGGACUAAAUGCCAGUACCACGCUGACCGAGACAUUGAAAUGUACUGCAAAACACAUGAUAUGGUUUAUUGUACGAUGUGCAUUGCAACAGAACAUAGGUCUUGUGAUGAAGUAAACAAGAUUGAAGAUGUUUCUAAAAAAAGCGUAAACCAAACGGAGAUUCAAGCCCUAUUAGAUGAGACAAAAGCUGUACAUGGCACUGUGAAGUCCCUGGCAGUAAAACGGAAAGAGAAUUUAACUGCUAUAUACAAACAGAAAGAAACUAUUGAAGGGAAACUAGAUGAUACAGAGACAAAACUUAUAGAACAUAUUAGAAAAUUGAAAAGAGAGACAGCAAAAUGUUUAAAUGAUAAAUAUUCUACAUUGAAGGAAGAACUCGUAUCUUCUCUCAAUGUAUCAGUUAUAACAGCUGACGGCUUGCAGCAAACUAAGGAGCAACUGCAAAUGAUUCACAGUCUGAACUUAGAGCAGCAAUUUGUCAGGAUGAAGUUGAUGAAGAAGACAAACCAAGAUGCAAACACUUUUAUAACAGAAGGUGAGGCAGAAGGUACAAAAUUUAUUGAUUUUACUGUAUAUAAAGAGCUGGCGGACAUCAUCACAAAAGCAAAUUCUAUAGGUGACGUGACAACUGGAAUUGUCGGUGAGCAGGAAUUGAAACAGAGGCAGUACAAAAUAAAGUCAACGAAAGAGAUCAGUGUGACGAUGAGUAAUGACACAUGGAAAUGCUUAAAAUCUGAUAUCUGCAGACUUCCUGAUGGUACAAUACUUCUGACUGAUUAUAACAAUAAGAAAGUGAAAAGACUCAACGCUUAUGAUACUGUAGAAAACGUCCAUGAUUUUGAUUCUAACCCUACAGGUAUAUGUUUUGUUAGUAACAGUGAAGUGGCUGUGAAAUUAAGCAACAAUAAAAUCCAACUCUUUUUCUUUGGCUCGUCUCUGUCUAAAAGUAGGACUAUAGAUAUAAAAAACUGUCAUCAGUUAGGAUUAACAAUGUGUUGUGGUGAUCUAUGGUCAUCAGCCUCAAAUGGUGUUAACGUAUACAGUACUUCAUCUUAUCUUGUUAAAUCUAUCGACAAGGAUCAAAACGGGAAGUCUAUAUUUAAAUCCACAGUUCAGCAUAUGGCAGUCACUGCUGACACAGUGAUCGUGACAGAUAGCUCUGAUGGAGCUGUUUGUCUUAACAAAGAUGGUACGGUCAUCAGAGAGUUGAGAGACAGUAGAUUGAAGUGUACCGUAGGUGUGUGUGUAGCUGAUGACGGAACGGUAUUCUUAUGUGGAUAUCAAUCGAACAACAUCGUUUUGUUCAACAGGGAUGGUAAUUGUCUCGAAGAUGUGAUUGGGAAAGAUUUUGGCUUGAAAGCACCAGCCUGUAUGUGCUUCGACGGGACAAAAAAUAGGUUAAUUGUUGGAUUUUACAACAAAGACACCCUAUUAGUAAUUGAAUUUGCUUAAGAUAGAUAUUUAUUGGCUAUAGAUGCGAAAUAAUUAUCAAUGUUGUUUAGAACUAGGUUUAUAUUGAUGUUUUCAAGCAACUGAAAAACUCGUGUCAUAAAAUCAAUAUGUGAAUUAUUUAAAAUGUUGUUUGCAUGUUACAUUAUAUUAGUCUUUCGAUGCACAUGCGUUAGUCUUAAACGCUGUUUAGAAAAUAGAAACGUUAAUUAAAAAUAUAUUUUAAACUUUUGUAGAACAAUCUUUGUAACCUUCUAUAAACAAGAUAUAAUGCCUGUCAGUUAUAUAUAAUAUGAUAUGAAAUAUUUCUAAAAUCGUGUCAUUUGUUGCAAGCAUAUUAAACAUUAGAACUCUGUAAGGGAUAUAUUUUGAGAAAUAUUUGAAAAUGUUGCAAAACGAGCAUUUAUUAUUCUUAACCGUUCAGGCUUUAAAUGAACAUGUAUCAAAUUUCACAUGCGCAUAUUCGGAUUUAUUUUUUGUGAUGAAUGUUAGUAAAAUGUAAUAAUCAUGAUGUUAAAAUAGAUUGUUAUGUAAAUAUGUUCGCAAUGUCGGAUUGUGAUUUUAUCUUCGUUCACGAAAGGAAUACAAUAGUUUACACAUUUUGUCAAAUUCACAAAUGUUACUAACAUGCUAUAGACUCAGUUUCUAAUUUUUAAAUUACAAGAAAAAUACUUGUACCUGGUCGUAUUUGACAAGAAUAAUUAGGAGUAAUAAUCAAGUAAUGAAUGAAAUUAUACCAUUUUUUCAAGAACAACAAUAAAUACAAUUAACGUAUCAACUAUGAAAAGUCACGCCUACGUAUUAUGUAGUUAUGUUUUCAUUUUUUUUUAUAAUGAAUCGUUAUACGCUCGUUUUACAGUCCAAACAAACUGUGAACUUUCUUGAAAUAAUAAAUCAUAAAAAGAGCCGUGAUCGAGAAUCAAAUUCAGAUCACCGCUGAACUGGCAACAGUGAUAUCCACUGUGCCAUGGAGGCAUUUCAUUUGAAAAAUGACAUAAAGGUGUAUUAAACACGCUUAUUUAAAUAUCUUCUUGAUUUCAAGUGACGAAUUAAUCAAACACGAAUCUCUAUAUAUCAAAUAUGUUUACAUUCUUUUUGUAUAGUUAAAUAUUUUGAGCUUCAAUACAAUAUAUGUCAAAAACAUUUUUUUAAACAAAAUAGUUUAAGAAAACGGAUUUCUCUGAUAGAGUGGCAAUAUUUUUUUUUCGGAACAGCUUUUAAGUGACCUUCAAAUUGAACUAGGACGGUGGUUAAAGUGAAAACAAACAAGAGUUUUAUCAUUGACAUUAAUCGCUCACCUAUAUGCCAUAGAAAAUUUUAUAAUUUCUUUGAUGUAGAAGCAGAUGAAUAGUUCACAUUCAAGGCCACCGAGACUUACAAGCAGUUAAAAUUUGAACAUUGAAACCUUAGACAAUAGGCACUUGAAGCAAUGAAAGAGUUUCUCUACGCAAUACAUUUGUCAAAUAUCAAAGGUCUUGGCCUUGUAUAUUCAAAGUAAGGAGAACCGUGAACGUGUAUCUUUUCAAUGUCACAAUUUAGUAGUGCAGUGUGCAAUAUUUUUUUUUACCGCAGGGGCAUGAUUUUUUUUAUUUCUGUAGAGGCCCACUAGACAAUGCUACAUGUUUAAUUUGGAAAUAAAGUUAACAUGCUUACCAUUUAAAGGAUCAAUUUUUGCGUCUGAAAUACAAAAAACAAAACAACAUCUGACUUUAUUUCCAAGGUUAUUGACAAAAUGGUAUGACUAUUUAUGUAUGUAAUUGAAACUGAUGUUUUGC